Perognathus longimembris pacificus (Pacific pocket mouse) is the source of this 7008-nucleotide messenger RNA. RefSeq names its product centrosomal protein 85 like (gene Cep85l). Gene Ontology annotation, cellular component: centrosome. NCBI's taxonomy places the organism in Eukaryota, Metazoa, Chordata, Mammalia, Rodentia, Heteromyidae. The transcript has 13 exons. The record is from RefSeq and is a predicted model, not a curated record. The coding region runs from base 349 to 2754 and encodes 801 amino acids.
CUGCAGCUCCGCGGGCGGAGGGGGAGGUGAAGACGCAGCUGCAACUUAGCUUGGAGCUCGGGCGCCGCGGCGCAGCCGGGGAUCGAGCUGCCGUCACCGCGGAACCGCUACUUCCCCAGCCCGGGCCUCAGCCCAGCCGGCUGAGAACCAUGGCAGCUGCCACCACUGCAGCCAACCUGGCCCCGACGCUCCCCGCCCGUCGCUGAGCGGCCGUUAAGCCGCCCGUGCUCUCGCCAGCCGGUGCUGCCGCGGCCCAGACUGCGCACAAGUUUCCGCCGCCGAAGCCGGAGGCGAGACCGCGGGAGGACGGACGUGGGGAGCCGGGCGCCCCCGGCCCACCCGCCCGCGAUGUGGGGCCGUUUCCUGGCUCCGGAGGCCAGCGGCCGGGACAGCCCAGGCGGAGCGCGCAGCUUCCCGGCGGGCCCAGAUUAUUUAUCAGCAUGGUUACCUGGUAAUGAAUCAUUGUGGCAGGCUACAACUGUUCCACCAAACCAUCGAAAUAAUCGUAUCAGGAGGCACAGUAUAGCUUCUGACAGUGGAGACACGGGCAUCGGCACUUCGUGCUCUGACAGUGUGGAAGAUCAUUCAACCUCAAGUGGCACGUUAUCUUUUAAGCCUAGUCGAUCAUUGGUUACUCUUCCCACUGCCCAUGUGAUGCCGUCUAACUCCAAACAUCGGGAAUCAUUAGCACCAGGUGGCUCAAAAUGGAGUACAAGCCUUAUGCAAACUUUGGCAGACCACAGUAGAGGUGAUCAGGACUCUUCUCUAGACAUGAAAGAUUUCCGGCCCCUUCGGAAAUGGUCAUCUUUAUCCAGGCUCACUGCCCCAGACAGCUACAGCCAGGCCACCACUGCAUACACAGACGAGCUGAAGAAUGGUUUGGAAAAGACAGGGAGGGGCAAGGCUCUCACAUCACAAUUGAGGACUAUUGGGCCUAGCUGCUUACAUGAUAGCAUGGAGACGCUGAAGCUGGAAGACAAGGAAAUAAAUAAAAAACGGUCAUCAACUCUGGACUGCAAGUAUAAAUUUGAGAGCUGUAACAAAGACGAUUUUAGAUCUUCUUCCUCUGCUCUUAGAAGACAGACCUUGGACAUGACAUACAGUGCCUUACCUGAGAGCAAGCCCAUUAUGACAGGCUCAGAUGCAUUUGAAUCUCCAAAAUACUUAAUGCUUGGACAGCAGGCAGUAGGUGGAGUUCCCAUUCAGCCUUCUGUGAGGACUCAGAUGUGGCUAACAGAGCAGUUACGGACAAACCCUUUGGAAGGGAGAACUACAGAGGAUUCUUACAGUUUAGCUCCUUGGCAACAACAGCAAAUGGAGGAGUUUCGACCAGGAAGUGAAACCCCAGUACAAGUUUUGACUGGAUCAUCUCGUCGGAGUUAUUCACCUGGCUUUCAGGAUUUCAGUAAGUGGGAAUCUGUGCUGAAAAUAAAAGAAGGACUUCUAAGGCAAAAAGAAAUUGUCAUUGAUCGGCAGAAGCAACAGAUUACUCACUUGCACGAGAGGAUAAGGGAUAAUGAACUGCGGGCACAACAUGCCAUGUUAGGACAUUAUGUGAACUGCGAAGACACUUACGUGACUGGUCUGCAGCAGCCACAAUAUGAGAAUACUUCACUCCAAACUCAGUUUUUAGAGCAGUCAGUGUCCCAGCCCCCACAAAUGGAGCUUGAGCAAAAGCUUGCAUCCUCGGAGAAAGAGGUUUUACAACUCAAUGAGUUCCUCAAACAAAGGGUAAACCAAUUUAGUGAAGAGAAGAAAAAACUGGAAGAAAAGCUUAAAACAAGAGACAGAUACAUCAAUAGCCUGAAAAAGAAAUGUCAGAAGGAAGCUGAACAAAACAAAGAAAAGCAGAGAAGAAUUGAGACCUUGGAAAAGUACCUGGCUGAUCUUCCAACUCUAGAUGAUGUGCAGCGUCAGAGCCUACAGCUACAGAUUCUAGAAGAAAAAAACAAGAAUUUACAAGAGACUUUGACAGAUACAGAAAAAAAACUUGAAGAACUUAAAAAACAGUGUCAGGACAAAGAAGCACAGCUAAUAUGCCAGAAAAAGAAAGAAAAGGAGCUAGUAACCUCUGUUCAAAGUUUACAACAAAAAGUAGAAAAAUGCCUUGAGGAUGGAAUCCGUCUUCCCAUGUUAGAUGCAAAGCAGCUUCAGAAUGAAAAUGAUAAUCUCAGAGAACAAAAUGAGACUGCUAGUAAGAUAAUCGAUAACCAACAAGAUGAAAUGAACAGAAUGAGUUUAGAAAUUCAGUCUAUGCAAGAGAAACUUUCUAAAGAGAAAUUGACCACACAAAAGAUGAUGGAAGAACUAGAAAGAAAAGAAAGAAACCUACAGAGAUUAACAAAAGCACUACUUGAAAACCAAAGACAAACAGAAGAGACGAGCUCUUUACUGGACCAGAGCCAGGAACCAGACCAGUCUAGGCAGCAGACUAUUCAUUCUAAACGGCCAUUAUUUGAUUUGACUGUGAUUGAUCAGCUGUUUAAAGAAAUGUCCUAUUGUUUGUUUGACUUGAAAGCACUGUGCAGUAUUCUUAAUCAGCGAGCUCAGGGCAAGGAGCCUAAUCUUUCAUUAUUACUGGGAAUCAGAUCAAUGAACUGUUCAGCUGAAGAGACUGGAAAUGACCACAGUCCAGAAACACUCAGUAAAAAACUGUCAGAUGUGUGCCAGUUACGGAGGGACAUUGAUGAAUUACGGACUACAAUAUCAGACCGCUACGCUCAGGACAUGGGAGACAACUGCAUAACCCAGUGAUUGAGUGUUGGUCCCACAGCAAUAAUGACCCAUUGUUAAAUGCUGCUGUGUUAUGGUUCUUCAUAUUUCAUUUUAGGAGUUAUAAUGUAAAAAUUCAAGUGACACAAAUUGAACAUAGGGUUUUUUUGUGGAAUUUUGUUUUUUAUUGGGGAAGAGGAAGAUGUAAGGAGGUUUAGAAGAGACUUACCUAAUCAGGCAAAACAAUCAAGUUACCAUUUGAAUAUUAUAAAGUAUACAAGUAUACAAAAUAUUAUAAAGUAUACAAGAAAAACAUCUGUAUUCUCAAACUACUGAUUGUAGGACCAAUGUGAAGAUUGCCCUUCAGAUAAAGAGAUAGGAUUUCAUUUAUUCCUAUAGUUUUGUGUGUUUGUAUAUGCAUGUACAUGUGGAGUUUGUGGGCAUAUGUAUAUGUGCAUUAUUCACAAAAUAAUAAGGAUUUAAAGGGUAAAGGAGAGCUUUUGAAAAAGACACCUAGUUUAUUCUUACAGUUUUUUCAUAGAGUAGCUUGUAUUAUAUUUUGAGAUUUUUCAAGGGCUGGGUAAAGAAGAGUCCCAUCAGCAGGCAAGUGUUCUAAUAGAAGUACAGUAGGCAAAUGGAGUCAGGUUGAUUAGCACAGUUUAGUACAGUAGAUAGGUUGGCUAUUUUUCCAGAGUGACUAUGCAUUGCCUUAGAGGUGUGAAAUUUUGACAUGAUGAUUGUUUUCAUUAAUGUUGUAACUUAUGUAUUAUAGGGAAAUUUAACCGAAUUUGCACUAAUUUUAACAUGCCUCUUACAUGUUCUGUCUUCUAAGUCCUCAGAUCAUUAUUGUAAAAGAAAGAUUGACAACUCUGGAACAAUAGCUUAUUUAUCCAAAUCCCCAUAUUUCCAUUAGAACAAUAUUGUAGCUGUUUGAAGUUGAAUCUACUUUAAGAAAAUGUCAACAAAAAUUCUUUACAUCUAAAUUAAAACUGGCACAAAACAAAUCUAAAUCAAGAUAUUUUAAUUCCCUGUAUUAGCUAUAUAUUACAUUAAGAACAGGGGUUCUUCAUAUAAAAUAAUGAACUUGGCUAGAUUCUUAAUCUGGUGUACAGAGUAUUGCUAUAAAAUGCAACUAAUAUUAAGUAGACUUGCUAUCAUUUAAACUUUCAAAUAAGUAUUGACUGUUUUAGUAUUUUGGAAAGAAUAUUUUUCCAAGUAUUCUUUAUACACUCUUAAAUAUACUUACUUAUGACAAAACACUAGAAAACACACACACACAUUUCACUUAGGCAAGGCCGAAUAAGUGUUGAGGGAAUAGAGUGUGAAUCAAGCAAUAUAAUAUUUUGAUUGGGUACAGAUCACUUACCUGUUUUCUUGGCAGGCUUAUGUACCAGUGUUAAGAUUGUUCCUAGAAAAUGUUUUCCUGUUCUCAAUAAUCAAAACACAAUCAGACAGGACCUUCAAGGAGACUUCACCCAGGAAGAUACUUAGUUCAGAAUUUUGACUUCUCUACUGAUAUCAAUAAGUUGUUUUAUAGUUUUUGAACACUUUCUUUUAAUACAUUUUGAAGUAGUCCAUGUCCCCUUUACCUGGUACCUCAGUCCACUUGACUUUCUCUUUUCUUAGGGUGUAGCCUAAGAAGAGAAAAUGCAUUGUGAUUAUUCUGCAGUCCAUGCACUCUGACCCAGGGAGGGACUUAGUCACUGCUAAGUAGUUGGCUUUCUAAAAAUACAGUUUUUAUGUUAGCACUUUAAAGACAAUCAAGGAUUCAUAAAUUUAUACCAAAAAUUAGAUGAAAAGAAGUCUACUUUAUGAAAAUUGUCCUUUGAAAAUGGCCCCACACAGUAGUAAAGCAAGCAUAGAUCAGCCACAGAACAGAAAGUAAUAUUUCUAACUUUAUUUUGAAUGAUUUCUAAAAUGCAGGCAGCUAGGAUCAUAGAACUAACAAACAAGCCGUUACUGAUUUGGACUAUUUAGUUCUUACUUAGAUAUCUCCCAGAUUUUCAGUUUGUUUUUGUGAUUUAUGCUUGUCACUGGUUUUAUUUUAUAGGCACAGUUUGAUUAAAACAAUUUAGUUUUAAUAAGUUUUCUAAAACAGGAUUUAAUUUACCUGUCUUGAGGCAUAGUGUUUUAACUUAGGAAAUUAACAAACUGCGAAUACACUCCAUUUUCAAAAUUGAAUCCUCCCAUAAGAAGGAAUUAAGAUAUAAUAGUUUAAGUUUAAUUGAUAACAAGAUACAAUCUACAAUCUCAUGGAGUCUGAAUAAAGGCAUCUCAAGAGUUAGUACUAGCCUUGGAGGAAAUUUGUAGUGGGGAGACAAAUGAAACUUGUGCUAAUUAGUAUUUACUUUUUUAAUUUUGUUUUUCAGGAAAUUUUCCUUAAGAUACCUUCUAGGGUUAAAAGUUACAAUACUAGUAUCACAUUGGAAACAAGGUAGGCAAACAGCACAAGUUAGCAUUUUGCCAUUUUUUUGAACUACAGUGUAGUACAAUGACAUCUGCCUGGAAUGAAAUUUAACCUAAAAUCUAAAUCUGUAUAAAAUUUUUCUUAGAUAAUGAAACCUUUUAAUUAUGCUUUUGUGUAUCAAAUGUUUAUUAUCUCAGGAAAUGUCAUGUGGUAUGAACAUUAUCUGUCUUUUCAAAUUGAGCUAAUUCUAACUCAGUCACAUAUAGCAGACAGUAAGUUAUCAAAACGAAAGACCCUCAUGACUUGUGCAGAUAAAAUUAGUUGACUCAAGGGCCUAAUAGCUGUCUUUUCACGUGAUGUCGGAACAGUUAAAUAACUUUAUUGAAACAGUAAGUUUUCAGUGGCUUCUACUUUUAAAGUUUGACUUGACUAAAGAAGAAAUACCUGUUUGUUUUUUUUUUUUAGUAUGGCUCUUAUUUAUAUUUAACAUAGGAGUCAAUAGCUAAUAACAGUAUUACACCUGAAUGAAAUUUAUUUUGGUUUUGACAGUUUUUAAAACUAAAUUAGGCUUUUUAAAAAUAAACAAUGAAAGCAUUGCUAAUGUGAAUGUUGUGCAUUUCCAAUUUACCAGUGAGUUUAUAAAUUAAUCCUGUCAUUUGUAAAGGAACUGCUUUAUUGGGAGAAUGUUUCUUAAAUGCCAGCAACAGUAGUUGAGUACUUGGAUUGCAUUUUUACAUAGCUUAGUGUAGCUUAGACGUACCUUUACUUUGGAUGUUGACAUUCUCUUAUGUAGAUUUCUAUCCCUUAUAGACUCAUAAUUCCUAUGAAAAGCAGUUCUCAUAACCAUGCACACUCAGACUACAUACUUUGAAACUGCUGAUAGCUGUAGCUCCUAGACAUAAAGCUAAUUCAUUUUAUUUCCACUUUUGACAGUCUUUUUGAAGUGUUCACAAACCAAGACAAACUUAUCUCCUCUAUAGUAUAAAGAAUAAAAUGUCCAACUUUUGCCCCCAAAUGCUAUUGGUGGUAAUUGCUAUAUGGUUAUAUCAUACAUUUAAUCAUGUAGGGGGAAGAUUUGGGGUUUUUUAUGUAAAAGAAAUACUGAAUAUAAUAAAGUAGUUUCAGAUCAGUAAGUCUUAAGCAACACAGUUGCAGAUGUAUGCAGAGAGAACCUUUUGUGCCUUUUGCCUGCAGUAAACAUUUUUCUAUAUUACAUGAGCUAUAAGAAUACUGAUGAUUAUUGCACCUUGUUGUACUGUAAAUAGACUUGAUUAAGGAUUUUCUCUAAGCAAGGAUCAAUUUUUCCUUAACAGGUAGAUGACUUAUAAAAGUGAAGGUAAUUUUCAGAUACAUGUCUUUGGAUUGCAGUCUUUUCUGUAAUAGUGAGCAGGAAACUCCUUUAAAAUGUAUUCAUUUGUGUGUACAUAUAUCUAUAAGUAGUUAUUUAAAUACCUACAUGUAAAAUUCAGCAUUGUGCUGGUGUAGUGACAAGUACUAAGGUGCUCAAAGUCAACAAGCACAGCAAAGCGUGUCAUCAUCAGUCACCAGGACUGGUGGGUGUGUAUACUAGGUUCAGUUUUUGAACCACUUGGAAUACCUCAUGUGUAAAUACAGUGUUCAUAAUUUAAAUGAAAUACAGUUAUUAUAUUAAAAAAGAAUGUGAAGCCACUGGUUGGCUUAUGCCUUCUAAUUUGUCAUUUUUGCCUCCUAUUUUGUAAAAGGGUUGUUUUUUUUAAAUAGGGUUUACAGCUAGAAAUUUGAAUGCCAAAGUUCUAUUUAUUUACUAAGAAAAAAUUUUUCGAUGUUAAUGGCUAGUAUUUUUCCACUGGACUAUUGUUUGUUGAUGUUGGAAUUUGUAUUUAUGAAGAAAUAAAUUUUUUAUAAAAUUA